CCAUUUCACACACGAGUGCGCGCGCACCCAGCUGUUUGUUUUCUCCAUUGAGUUGAGGAAGAAAUAGUGCAACACAGUGAAAAAUAACUGUUUCAUUAUCUCCGUUGUGCUACUUUUUCUUACAGCCGUGUGAGGUUCAAAGUGGAGUGAGAACUGUGUCGGAAUGCAUGUUCUCUCCCUUUGGUUUUCCACCGCGCACGCUGCGGGUGAGGCGCGAUUGCGCAAACUGAGGGAGAGCCGUGGAAAGUCUGUUUCUCACCUUACGUGCAGCGAAGGAGGGGGCGUAAGUGAGACUGCGAGAGGGAAAUCCAUGACUUCCGCGUUUUUCCUCCGUGUCUGAAACUCUGUGCUAAAGUACAGUGGACUAUAAAACGCCAUCAUGGUGCUCAGAGACGUGACAUUCACAUUAGGACGCGGACUGGGCUGUGUGAUAACACGAGGACUAUCUCUGAGGAGGUUUAACCGCAGAUCACCUGGAGUUGAAGCAUUGCAUUCGCUGAAGGAAACAUCUGGACGGCUUGCACAGUUUCCCUGAAGCUCAGGACUGCCAAUUGAUGAUGCACCACCAUAAAGAAAUGGACGUUGAGUCUCUCCGGAAGAGCGGCCGCCGCCGUGGAAGCUGCCUGGACGUUUGUCUCGUCCUGUCAAUCAUGUUUCUGUUUGUGGCGGUGACAGCUGGAGCUGCCGCAGGAGUGAUGGUUGUGAUGGAGCUGCGGUCCAAACUGGAGCGUCCGUCUGUUGUGUUGGAGAUGUCAAAGCUGUCAGGAGAUGUACUUGACCACACGUACAAGAUGCAGAACUUUGUCUACCUGGAAGCCGCCUCAAGCGAGUUGAAAACCUCCACCAUGCACUGGGCUCCGGUCAACUUUGCUGCUCAGAUUUCUGUGGGAAGCAACUACUUGUUUGACGCAGAGCAGCAUUCGCUGAAGGCCCAACGGCCAGGGACCUACUUCAUGUACAUUGGUCUGAACCUCACAUGCACCUACCAAUGCAACGCGGGCCUCCUCAGCGUGCGCGUGAGCGAUAAGCUCAACUGCGAGGUGCAACUUCCGGAAGUGGCAGAUUCAACACCUGUGAACAGAAAGUGCUGGACAGUGAGCCGGCUGGAGGGACAGAAACUGCUCACUCAGAUGACCGUACCGAAGGAGGGACUGGAGAACUGGAGACUGGAGCUGAGCGGCUCAGGAUUUGGGAUGUUCCUCGUGGACUGAUGUGCACACAUGCAGUGCCGCCCGCUGUCAUGAAGAUACAGAUGUUUGUUGACCUUCGGAUCGUAACUUAAGAACAGCACCAGUUUGUGUUUUCUUAAAGUCCAAGUAGAUGAAGAUGGACGGGGGCCGAUGCCGUAUUCAAAGCUAUGACCACAUUUCUUGCAAACUACGACGAUGAAGCUUGGCAGGAAUUUCAGGUGGAAUCUGACGAGAAAUUGCAUUUCUGAUAAUGUAAUUAAUAACAGCAUGUGGAAAAGACUAGACACCCACCUUAUUCUGUAUAAAUGUGCAUACAGUAUGUUACUGUGUAUAUUAUAUAUAUAUUUGAUAAUAUGUAACUAUUUAUGUACAGUACCUAUAUAUAUAUAUAUAUAUAUAUAUAUAUAUAUAUAUAUAUAUUUAUUCAUGGAAAUUUAUUUUGAUGUAGAGAUCACUACAUUAAUGUUGAUGUGCAAUACACUGCAAGUUUAUUCAGCCUACAUUGAGUCAAAUGUGAUUUUAUAGCUCUUUUUUUCAUUUUAUAAAUGUCUGGGGGCAUAAAGUAGAGGCUUACAAAAAUGUGUGAUUAUGAUUCUGCUCCAAAACCCCAACAGGCUCCUUGUGGGAUUCAUUUAGAUUGUGUGUAGUUAAAGUGAAGUCAUUUAAACUCUGUCUCAAUGACGAGUAACGCCCUGCACUUAAAAUAUUUUUUACAGAAACACGGUCCCAUAGAAAUGAUCCUUCUGAAAUUGUGACUAAGAUAUCUUUAAUACGUGGACACAUGAAUUGAAAGAAAAGUUGUGUAUUUGAAAGAUAUGUAAGUCCUAUGGACAAAAUACACAUUGCAUUUGAUUGUAAUCCAUAUUAAACAUUUUGGUGUGAACAGU
Molecule: messenger RNA, 2077 nt
Organism: Cyclopterus lumpus (lumpfish)
Lineage: Eukaryota; Metazoa; Chordata; Actinopteri; Perciformes; Cyclopteridae
Exons: 3
Coding region: 555-1211 (218 amino acids)
Molecular function (GO): protein binding
Source: RefSeq, a predicted model, not a curated record